Perkinsus marinus ATCC 50983 is the source of this 798-nucleotide messenger RNA. RefSeq lists its product as hypothetical. Lineage: Eukaryota; Perkinsozoa; Perkinsida; Perkinsidae. The record is from RefSeq and is a predicted model, not a curated record. Bases 1 to 798 code for a protein of 265 amino acids. The transcript has 8 exons.
AUGGCUCAAAAGCAACAUAUGGGAUAUGCUAUGGCUCUAUGUAGAGGCUCUGUGUCUCAUCUUAACCAUACUCUUAUGGGCUAUCGCCUGUUACAGCGAUCCAGGUCGGGGGCAUUCGAUAUCACUAGGCAAAAUAUCGAAUCUGGUUGGCUUGCUGAGUAUCCAUUGCGGUCACAGGCCGAUACUUGCCGAGAACUCUCUGAGGAGCAGAGUGAAUCAACUUCAUGCAUCCAAGAGGACUUUCAGGAGACGUUCAUUACCGCUGCCGCGAAAUGCAAGGCAGAAGAAUCUCGGGGUUUUCUGGAGCUGACACAAUGGCCCAUAUACCAUGAAGUGCACACUAGAUCAAUGAACGGCUCUGAUGCCCAGCCUGGCUCUUUCAACAGUCCGCGUGACGAGGAUCCAGAUGCUGCCGCUGGUCUCCCGGAGCGACUGAUCAAUUCACAACUGACUGACUCGCGUACGGCUGUCGUAUCGGAGGUCUAUUAUCGCUCUCUGUGUGAGGGCAAAUUCAAACAGGUGUUAUCAGUAGGAUUGACAAUCGCAUACUAUCUAGUAUUCCGUUUUAUAUCCACCGUCAUCUUACGCGCUCGCUCCAGCUCAGAGCUUGAAAUUGACCUUAUCACCAUUGCUGUGGUAUUCUUCGCUGCCGUCAACUUCCUGUCAGCUGGGUUUGUUGCAACUCUCUUCAUUAGACAGACUUGCUUUAUGCUUUUAAAUUUGACGACUGCUGAGGUCAUGACUAGGCCGGCGCAUGUUCGAAGAAGAUUCCCUGCUGAUAAGUGGCGAUACUGGUGA